AUCUCCAACGCCACACCUUCGAGGCUCCGCCCCCCGCAGACAACAAAUAUAGGAGAGAACCCUCAGACGCAAACCCUGUAAAAAUCCCAUCUUCUCCCUCUUUCUAUAGUCUCCUCCUCCUCCUCCUCGAUUUUCACCACAUAUUCCAACUCGUCUCCGUCUCCUUCUUCUUCAGUCUAAAUCUCUCGAUGUCGUACGAUGACGUGGAGAUCGAGGACAUGGAGUGGAGCGAGGAGCUCCGGGCCUUCACUUACCCUUGCCCCUGCGGCGAUCUCUUCCAGAUCACGAGAGAGGAUCUCCGAUUGGGGGAAGAAAUCGCUCGCUGCCCUAGCUGCUCCCUCUACAUCACCGUCAUCUACAACCAAGAGGACUUCGCCGACCCGAAACCCGAUAAGGAGAACAACGUCCAGCUGUCGAAGAGCCAGCCCGUCGCCGUCGUCUGAAGAAGGGAUCGCCGAUUGGAUUCAGUCUUCAGGUUUCUAAACUGGAAGGUGAAGCUGUCAAUGGAUUGCUAGGAUGAGAAUGUAGCUUAGAAAUUAGUUGUUUUUGAAGAUUUUCAUGAUGGUUGGAAGGUUUGGAAGGAGCAAACAUCAUGUUUCUUGAAAUUUUUUCGAUCAUAUGUAUUAAAGUAGUUAUGUUAGUUUGAUUUAUAUUGCACUGGUAAUAACUCUAGAGGGAGCUUUGUGAUCUAGUUUGAGACAUUAUAUUCUCACAUUUGAUUGCAGUGAUAAGAAUACCUUGAUUACACACUAAAAUACCAUGUGUAAGACUUGUGUCCUCCAAGGGACAAAAGUCCCUUUGAAUUUUCCAUUACCAAUGUACAGAAAAUCGUGGUUAUCUUAACAUUAAAUUCAUCUACAUGAAAUGUUGCAAGUUGGCAGGGAGAAUAAA
Asparagus officinalis (garden asparagus) is the source of this 891-nucleotide messenger RNA. Its product is annotated as diphthamide biosynthesis protein 3-like. Gene Ontology annotation, cellular component: cytosol; nucleus. Gene Ontology annotation, molecular function: metal ion binding. The coding region runs from base 189 to 443 and encodes 84 amino acids. Lineage: Eukaryota; Viridiplantae; Streptophyta; Magnoliopsida; Asparagales; Asparagaceae. The record is from RefSeq and is a predicted model, not a curated record. The transcript has 2 exons. Gene Ontology annotation, biological process: protein histidyl modification to diphthamide; tRNA wobble uridine modification.